Messenger RNA from Beta vulgaris subsp. vulgaris (sugar beet), 4128 nucleotides. RefSeq lists its product as uncharacterized. The coding region runs from base 454 to 3801 and encodes 1115 amino acids. Gene Ontology annotation, molecular function: hydrolase activity, acting on ester bonds. The record is from RefSeq and is a predicted model, not a curated record. The transcript has 18 exons. NCBI's taxonomy places the organism in Eukaryota, Viridiplantae, Streptophyta, Magnoliopsida, Caryophyllales, Amaranthaceae.
AUUACAAUCAACCGAGAUUCUCAUGUAGGAAAAAAAAUUCAACCCAGAUUCAAAUCGUGUUUCCACUCUUCUCUUUGCUCAUCCCAUUUCGCCACCUUAUAGAAACCAACAUUUGAAAGUCCAAACAAAUGCAGCUUCAGCAGCAGCAGCCAUAACCAUCCACCGAUUCUCUCUUUCUCUAUCAUCCGCCAUUAAAAUCUCUUCCGAAAACCUUCAAAAACUUCUAUACUUGCUGAAACUCCAUCUACUCAACUUCCUAUUUUUUGUUGCUGAAAUCAGUGAUCUGAAAAUCCGUCGCAAAAUUCAACGCAAUCUCACUUUUUCGAUCGUCAAAUUUCUGCGAAUAUUUGAUCAAAUAUAACUCACUCCAAAGCAAAAUCGAUACUCGGAUCUCUCUCUUCCAUCUUCAACUGCACGAUGCAUUGAAAAUUUUCAGCGAUAAAUUUGUUUUAGAUGAAGAUGAGAAUUCUGGAAUUGGAAAGUACGAAAGCGAAGGUUAGAGUUGGUGCAUUGAUAGCAAUUACGGCGUUAAUUAGUUUAGUUGGAUUGUAUGGCUUACUGAAGCCAAUUAAAAGUGGUUGUGUUAUGACUUACAUGUAUCCUACCUACAUUCCGAUUUCGGCGCCGAAGAAUUUAACUACGAACAAGUAUGGAUUGUAUUUGUAUCAUGAAGGAUGGAAGAAAAUUGAUUUUGAUCAGCAUCUCAAGCAACUUAAUGGCGUUCCAGUUUUGUUUAUUCCUGGUAAUGGUGGCAGCUACAAGCAGGUGCGUUCAAUCGCAAAGGAGUCUCAUUGGGCAUAUACCUCAGGGCCACCUGAACGUACUUAUUAUCAGGAAGCUUUCUUGAGUCCAGAGGAAGGAGGGCUGGACAGUGAUGCAGCUAACUUUACUCUACCUAAUCAGUAUGCUUCUAUGCUAGACUGGUUUGCUGUGGAUUUGGAAGGAGAACAUUCUGCCAUGGAUGGACAGAUUCUUGAAGAGCACACAGAAUACGUGGUAUAUGCCAUCCAUCGGAUAUUGGAUCAAUAUAAAGAAACCUUUGAUGCUAGAACGAAGGAAGGUGCUGCAGUAUCUACAAAUUUGCCAAGAAGUGUCAUAUUAGUUGGUCACUCCAUGGGCGGUUUUGUUGCUAGAGCUGCAGUCGUUCAUCCACAAUUACGGAAAUCAGCUGUUGAAACGGUGGUUACACUUUCAAGUCCACAUCAAUCACCUCCUGUCACGCUGCAGCCUUCUUUGGGAUACUACUACACCUCUGUAAAUCAGAAAUGGCAAGAAGGAUACCAUAUUCAAGUUCCGCAUGCUCAGAGUUAUGCAUCACAUCCUACACUCUCUCAUGUUGUUAUGAUCUCGAUUUCUGGCGGAAUCAAUGAUUAUCAGGUGCGGUCAAAGUUAGAAAGUCUUGAUGGCAUCGUUCCUCCCACUCAUGGCUUCAUGAUCAGUAGUACAGAAAUGAAAAAUGUAUGGCUGUCAAUGGAACACCAGGCAAUCUUAUGGUGCAAUCAACUUGUUGUCCAAGUGUCACACACACUUCUUAGUUUGGUGGAUCCAGAAACAGGGGGUCCGUUCACUGAUAGACUAAAAAGACUGGCAGUAUUUACAAAGAUGCUUCAUGGUGGCCUUCGACAUGGUUCAAAUUUUAUAGGUCAAUCAGAUACCCGGCAAAGACGCUUGGCCAUUGGUGGUGAUGGAAGCUAUUCUCUUGGUGCCUGUCCUAAAAACAUACAAUGGGAUAUGGAUAGUCUUGAGAGGGAUCUUUAUAUCCAGACGUCUACAGUCACUGUCUUAGCAAUGGACGGAAGGAGAAGGUGGUUGGACAUUCAGAAGCUGGGUUCAAACGGCAAAAGCCAUUUUGUACUGGUUACAAAUCUUUCUCCUUGCUAUGGGGUUAGAGUUCAUCUCUGGCCUGAAAAGGGAAACUCGUUAUCUGACGUGCCCCUUGGCAAAAGAGUAGUGGAGGUGACAUCAACAAUGGCACAGAUUCCUUCAGGACCAGCACCAAGGCAGAUUGAACCAGGGGGUCAAACAGAACAGCCUCCUCCAUCCGCUGUCUUUUGGUUAAACCCUGAAGAUAUGCAGGGAUUCAGAUUCAUAACUAUUUCAAUUGCUCCUCGGCCGACAGUUUCUGGGAGACCUCCACCUGCAGCUUCAAUGGCCAUCGGACAAUUUUUCAACCUGGAGGAGGGGGUUGAAGAAUUUUCUCCAUUGUCCUUAACUCUGUCUGCCUUUUUACGGAGAGAAAUGCUGUUCAAGGAGGAUCAUCCUAUUGCUCUUAAUCUCUCUUUUACCAUCAGUUUAGGCCUAUUACCAGUUACAAUGUCUCUUAAAACAACUGGUUGUGGGAUAAAAAAUUCUGGGCUUUCAGGUGAAGAGGUUGAUGAUGCUGAAAACAAUCGGCUUUGCAAGAUGCGAUGUUUUCCAGCUGUGGCACUUGCUUGGGAUAGGAUAUCCGGUCUUCAUAUAUACCCAAAUUUGAAUUCUGAGACAAUCAUUGUAGACUCUGCACCAGCACUCUGGCAUUCAGCCCAGGGAUCAGAUAAAACCAACAUUUUGUUAUUGGUUGAUCCUCAUUGCGCAUACAAAGCUAGCUUCUCUGUUUCCAUCACUGCUGCUGCGAGCAGAUUUCUGCUUUUAUACUAUUCUAAGAUAGUUGGUCUCUCCGUUGCCGUAGUCUUCUUUGCUCUCAUGAAGCAAGCACAUGCAUGGGAGUUUGACUUGCCUAUACCCUCAAUGCUGUCAGCAGUUGAGUGCAAUAUGAAGCUAUCUUCUCCAUUCCUCCUAAUGACUGCAGUUCCUCUGUUGAUCCCUCUGGUGCUCUCGGUCCUUCAUAUACAUCCAAUUCCAUCAGUCUUGGGUUUUCUUGUUGUAUCAAUUGUCUGUUACGUGAUUGCAAAUGGCAUCGUGAUUCUUCUUAUUGUAAUUUCACAAUCGGUUUUCUACAUCAGUGCCAUGGCACAUAUUUUCUUCAGAAAAAGGUGGCAAGUAUGGGAAGGGAAUUUCGGUUUGGUCUCACUCCACCGCUUCAUAAGCUUUGUCUCCAGGAUCUUUGCUUUUAAGGUAGUGAGAGUUAUCAGAUCUAAUCCAGUAUCCAUGACGGCUUUGGUAGCAAUCAUUCUGGUGUGCUUUGUUCAUCCAGCAUUGGGCUUAUCAGUAUUGCUGAUAUCACAUGCAUUAUGUUGCCAUAGUGCAUUGUGCAGCUAUCUGACAGCUUCCUAUCGCAGAGGAAUAUACGGGAAGGGAUCAUCUAAUUCUAAAGAUAAAGAUUAUGAUGGGUUGAAGCAGUAUACUCACCAGCAGAGUGGUCGGUUGAAGCAUAAUUUCCCCUUAGAGGAGAACCAAAACAGUACCGGUGGAUCUCCUAAUAGCUAUGGUGACGUACAGUUAGAGGUCUUCCACCACAGACAUGGGAUGCUAAUUUUGCAUUUGCUUGCAGUGCUGAUGUUUGCUCCAUCUCUAAUAGCUUGGUUGCAGAGUGUAGGAAAUGGCCAGAGCUUUCCGAGGUUUCUAGACUCGAUUUUUUGCAUUGGUGUCGUCCUUCAUGGUUCCUGUGACUCAAACCCAGAUUUUAAUUUCUUCGUCAGCCCACUGCCUGGUGUAAAUGGGCUCAAAGUAAGAUUGAGUUUCGCCUACCUGCUUGCUGGGUACUUCUCAUUCUUGUCAGGUCUGGCAUUGACUCCUUACAGAGUGUUCUAUGCAAUGGCUACAAUCGGAGUACUUUCAUUUGCAUUUAGAAUUAUCCGGAGGAAGAACAGAGAGAAGGGAGAGGCAAUAUCUAGUAGCAGGAAGCAUUCUCAUCGGCACUAGUGCUCCUUUUACAGUAAGUUUUUUUUUGUUUUCUUUGGGUAGGUAGUUUCUGUAUGUUGUAACAUCAUUUGUUAAUUGCUUUAAAGAGGUAUUGUAUACCUAGCUUCUAUUGCCAUUACCCAUUAGUGAUCAGUGUUGCAAUUUCAUGACCAAGGCACGCACCAUGAUUUUGUACUCAGGGAAAAUCGGGAUUCACCCUACCAUGAGAAUAUAGUGAAUAGAAAGUCGAAAUGUGAUUCUUUUUAGACAUGAGACAUCCCAAAUUUGAAGUUUACUGAGAUGAAGAGUGUGUCUUAUAAUUAAUUAUUCUUGACAACUUUUCCAAUA